CAGUGCAAGUAGUGCUCAAUUUAUUUACAGUGAUAUCAGACAAGCAAGUGUAUAACCAGAUGGAGGGUGUAGAAAACGGGACCGGGUGUCGAGCAGCAGGUAUGGAAAAAGCACAGUCAGUGGUGCGGUGAUUGUGGGAUGGCCGGGCUGCAGACGCUGGGGUUCACUCCUGGAUUGGUCGGGGAUGAUGGUUGCUGAGGAGACAGAGUUAGUGAGGCAGUUAAGAGAAGACUGUGCAUUGACCUACGUGGUGGAGAAGGAACUGAGCAGAGGAGGUCCGUGGUCCGGUGGAGCGACUCGAGGAGGAGGAAACAACAAACGUAGGAGAACACUGCUUGGGUGAAAGGACGUGAGUGAAGGUUGCCAUGGGAACACAUCCUUUCUAUAGGAGUGAUAGCUGCUGAUUGACAUCAACUGACACAGUGCUGACAAUGACACUCAUCACCUGGAGUAGAUUUUCAAAAUCCACUGCAAGUCCCUCAGCCAAACGUCCGCAGUCAUCUGACUAUCAAAGUGCAGUCCAGGCUGAUGUCCACGCCUUGUCCCCCAGUGUGUGGUCCAAAACCUCCUGCAGCCCUCAAGCCAAGGCCCCUGUAUGAGCCUCACCCACAGGGAGAGCCCUGCUCUCGACAGAGCCUCAUUAAUGGAGACCUGUCUCACUCUGAUGGGGAGAGUGAAGAUCUUCACAAGAUGGCUGAGGAAAAAGAAGAAAAAAGUGAGGCAGAAAAUGGGGUUAAUGACACUGGUUCAGGAGACAACAAUGCAGAGGAUAUAUUAGAGGGAGAAACUGAGGAAAAAGAAGUAGAUAUAUUAGCUAAUGAUGGUGACACAAAGAGCAUUGGCUCUGAGGACACAAUCAAAGCUGACGAUGCUGUUGACACUACAGAACAUGAAAACACUGACAAGGCUGAAGGUGGGAAUCAUCCUGAUAAUGAGAAUAUGUCAACACCUUCACUUCUCAUUGAAACCAAGGAUAAAACAGGAGAGGAGGAAGAAGAGGAGGAACAGAGUUUUAGUGAAAAGACUGAAAUACUUUGUGACCCCUCAAGACACCCUGAUGAACAAGUAGAUGAACAAAACCUUGAAAAAACACAGUCACUCAGCCCGAGUGAUAAGGACAGUGAUACUGGACUUAAUGAAGCAGACAGUGAACAAAAUAAGGACGACUUACACUGUGACUUGCUCACAGAAGAGACUGAACUGGAAGCUGGGGGAUUUGCAUUUGGAUUCAGUGUGCUUCCAACUCUAGCUGAGGAGUAUCCCUAUGAUGUGAUUGGCCCCACAGAUGAUGCUAGUGAUACAUGUGAGUCAUGUGACACAGCCGAAGCAGGGGAUACAGGGGUAUGGCAACCAGAACGGGCCACCAAGGACCUCUCUGGCUGUUUUCGAGUCACAUCUAGCACUGAGGAUGUGUUUGGGCCUUAUUCAGUCAUAGAAGCUGUUCCGGGCAACAGGACCGGCACCACUGACCCCGAGUGGAGUCAGGAUGAUACUGAUGACAAACCUUCAAAUGAACUCCAAACACCAGAUGCUGCUAACCAGGAACCUUUCUAUGUGUCAUCAGAUGAUGUGGACAAGCUAGAGGAUAAGCAAGCCUUUCCAGAACAGGAGGCUGAGACUGAGGAGGUCACUGAGCAGUCAAAUCCACACAAAGAUGAUGGCAAAGAGUCAGCAGAUGAGUAUGCAGACAUUGACGAUUCACUCUACCCUAAAACAAAUGACUUUGAGCAGUUGGAGUGUGUCUCAUCAGAGGAUUACGUUGAGAUAGGUGAAGAGGAUGAGGAGGAGGAACCAGAAAAGAAACAUAUCAAAGGAAAAAGUGCAAGAGAGAGAACAGCGAAACGAGAACAGGCCUUCCACAGCCAAAGGAAAAGCUGUCAGCCUCGCCUCAGGUUAUGCAACAUCACAGUGCCAGCAGACCUAGACCUGGGCCGCACACCGGAACUCACCAACAGGGUGGUAUUCGCCCACACUACUGAAGCCUUUGAAGAAGACAUUGAAGAACUAGAUUGCCAUAUUGUGCCUUACUAUGAAGACACAGACUCAGACAGCGAAGAACAUAUAUACGAAGAGGCGGGAUUUGACUCCGAAGAGGAGAAUUUUGUGACACUGGAACGGAAGACAAUUGUCACACGGUCACGCUCUUAUUCUGGGAAAGUUCCAGGUUAUGUUCCAGAGACUGUACCAGAGGAGACAGGGACAGAGUAUCAGACUCAUGACUACUGUACCGUGGCCUUGGAUAAAAGCAGUGAAGCUCUCAGCCAUUCACCGCAGCCUGAGGUCAACUGUCUGAUGCCAUCUAUGAAGUCUCGUCACUUCUUGCUAUACUCCCGGUCUGCAGAGGGUCCGGAAUUGUCUGUGACCACCCCAACAGAGACUGACCAGUCUCCUAAAGAUGAGCUCAGCAUGAAUAGAAAAGAUGACACCCUUUCACUCCCAUGUGUCAUAAGCUCUUCUGGAAGUUUCUGCCAGCGUAGCCAUCAAUCAUCCAGUGGUGUUUCAACACCAACAUCUCUAGUGGACAUCCCACCACCAUUUGAGCUGGCAUACAUCACUAAAAGACCAAUUACCAAGAGUUCUCCAUCCCUCCUGAUUCAGCAUGAACCCUGUGACAAUCCUAAGAAGAAGAAAUCUUCCUUCAAGCGCUUCCUGGCCCUCAAGUUCAAGAGGAAAACAGAUUCAAAAGGUUUCAGCGAUGGAAGUGUCCGCUCUUCACGUUCUUCCUCCGAGUCCAGCCACCACGGCCCAAUAAGAGUCAUAGAGCUUGAUCGUAGAAGUACAGGCAGCUCUCCUCAGCCCCAGUCCCGCAUGGUGAAACCCCAGCAGUGUUCUUCAGACUUGCCAUCCACUUUUGUUCUCUACAAAGACCACCAGAGAAGAAAAGGUGACCCCAAAGCUUAUGGUAGGGGUGUCUCCAGAGUGGAAUCCUUCGAGGAGCGCUCUCGCCGCUCUGUCAUGCCACUGCCUUUGACCAAACCCCGCUCCAUCUCCUUCCCCAGUGCAGACACUUCAGACUAUGAAAACAUCCCAGCCAUGAGCUCAGACUAUGAAAACAUCCAGAUCCCAGGCAGACCCACCAGAUCCCACACUGUUACAGAGUUUUUUGAGGAUCCAACCCGCACAACAGUUGCCUUCAAUGAAAAUGAUGGCUAUGUGGACAUGAACAGUUUCCCUGGGAUUGAAACCAAACCCCAGACAUCGAAAGCAGACACUGAGAGUGCAUACACCGAGCCUUUCCCACUGAAUCCUGUCUCUGCUAGGCUGUCAGCAGACGAGGACCAUGGCCGUACCUCAGAGGAGGAAGACGGGGUGGCCGAGCAGGGCUAUGACCGACAGAUUGAUGGCCGAUCGCGAGCGUUCUACAUUGCCAAGGAGCUUGUCGACUCAGAGAAACUACAUGUCAGUGCCCUGAAGUACCUUCAAGAGGACUUCAGGUCAGCAGUGGCUGAGGCAGUGGGUGAGGAUGGGGUGCCAGUGCUGGAGGAGCAGAGGUUAGGGGAGAUAUUGGGUGUGCUCCCACAGGUCUACACCCUCCACAGCAGCAUCCUCACUGAGCUUGAGGAACGUAUUAGUCAGUGGGAGGAAAGUCAAAGGGUGGUGGAUGUCAUCCUGUCUCGUCGAGAGGACUUUGGGGUGUUUGACACCUACAUCUCAAACUAUGAUCGCAGCAUGUCCUUACUGGAAGAAAGCAGCAGGAACAGCUCAGCCUUCGCCAGCAUCGUCAAGACAUUUGAGACACGAGGGCUAGAUGAGACUGAAGUCCCACUGAAACACCAGCUUCUGCAGGUCAUAGUACGAGUACUUCAAUAUCGAAUGCUACUGACAGAUUACCUGAACAAUCUUUCUCCUGACUCUAAGGAAUACGAGGACACACAAGCUGCCUUGGUGAUUGUGUCUGAGGUGGCAGACCAAGCCAAUGACAAUCUGAAACAGGGGGAGAACUUGCUGCGCCUGGUCCACAUUGAAUACAGCAUGAAAGGCAAGAGGGACCUCCUGAAGCCUGGAAGGAUGUUUGUCAAAGAGGGCACACUCAUGAAGGUCUCAAGGAAAAGCAGGCAGCCACGACACCUAUUCCUGAUGAACGAUAUAAUGCUGUACACCUACCCUCAGCAGGAUGGGAAAUACAGGCUUAAAAACACGCUUUCUCUGUCCGGGAUGAAGGUGAGCAAACCUGUCCUGGACAAUGUACUGAACUGUCUUAGGGUUGAGGUGUCUGACAUCACCAUUACACUCUCUGCCAGCUCGGUUGGAGAGAGGGAGGACUGGUUCCACACACUAAGUCGAGCCAUAGCCGACCAUGCUGCAGGACUCUGUACGUUUGGCGGACCCUGCAGUGAGGCCCGUGAGAAGUUGUGGAUGGCCCUGGGUGAAGCUGCUCCAGUGCUGGUGCCAAUUUCUCAUGUGAUGAUGUGUAUGAACUGUACCUCUGACUUCAGCCUCACGCUCAGACGACACCACUGCAACGCCUGUGGCAAGGUGGUGUGCCGUGCUUGUUCCAGGAACAGAUACCCACUGAAGUACCUCAAAGAUAGGAUGGCCAAAGUGUGUGACCACUGCUAUGCUGAGCUCAGGAAGAGAGGUGGCAGCGUGUCAGGGGCAUGCAGUAGCUCCAGCCCUAGGACUCACCGUGCCAGUCGUCCCCUUUCUGCUGUCUUCCAGAGUCUACAGCCCCCGAGUUUGUGGAAAAGCAGAAAGAGCACCUCCGCUCUCAGUCAGGUAUCACUUGGCGUGGAAGACUCCACCAUGAGCGGCAGCCUGCAGCGCCGGAAGAAGAGCAAGAGGAAGUGGAAGCGGCUGUGGUUCCUCCUAAAAGACAAGGUGCUCUACACCUUCACAGCCCGUGAGGAUACAGUGGCUUCAGAGAGUCUACCUCUGCAGGGCUUCACUGUCAAGCUGACUGAGAGGCCAGAGGGAGAGGAAAGCAGCAAUGUGUUCCAUCUCUACCACAAGAAGACCCUCUACUACACUUUCAGGGCUGAUGAUCAACAUACUGCACGCAGAUGGGUCGAUGCAAUGGAAGAGGCUACUGUUUUAUAGCAUCUGCUCAGCUAAAUGAACAAGCCUUGCUGUCCGUGACUGCUAGAACUCCUCUAUGGAGUACAACAUGGCUACCUGCUGCAUCUCAGCCCAGUGAGAAGUUGUCAUGUCUGGCCUGUUUUGGAAUAUUACAUGACAAUAUAAUCACCGCAGGGAUCUUAGACAAAGCUGCCACCCUGUGUUCAGAGAUAAAAGUGCGGAGAGUCAGAAGGAUGCUACUCUGUGGACAUGAGAAAUGGAAACCUUUUGUUGCAGUAUGAACAUAUGAAAACUCUUUGGUUCCCAGCACACUGAUCCAGCAGCUUGGCUGCAUCAACAGCUUCAUCUAGGAGCUUGAGAAAGAAGAUUUGAUUCUCUCAUUUUAUCUUUUUAUAGGGGCCAUCCCACAGAAAUCUGUUUCUGUUCCACCUGUAUUAUGCUGUGUCUUACAAGAGUCACCACUGGAUUAUUAAACCAAAGCUUUUGGUCUGCAGGAGAACAUCACAUCCUUUGUUGUUAAAUGCAAAACAGUUGCACCAUCACUUUCCAAAAAGAUCUAACAGACUUUGCUCCAUAGUCGUAUUCACAGAUCAUAAAAGGGAAAAUAUCUGCCACCAUUUAGAGAGCUAUUUGGUAUUCUGAAUAUAUAUAUUGUGAAGUAUACACUGCAGAUAUUGAAGUGAAUUAUAUGGUCUAUUUGUAUAGAAAAGGUGUUACAAUGUUUUGAGGAAGAGGUCAUCUUAGUCAUCGCAGUUUGUGUACAUUAUGUUUCCUGUGGCACCUAACACAGUCUUACUCUUGUAUUGAAUCUACAAAUCUACAGAAUGACCCUGAGCAUGACACUGACACUGACACUAACAGAAAUGACUUUGUAUUUGAAUCAGAAAGUUUUCAGUAUUUGGUAAAGUUCUUAAGUGCCAUUUGAUUUCUUCCCAUUAAAUGCAGUGAAACUUGCAACUGAUGAUGAAUGUGCCUGAAAUGAAACUGUACUCCUUGUCUGUUUUUAUUUUAUCACAGUACUGUACUACUGUCGUUUCUCUAGAAGAGACCUUGAUGACAUUUGCUUUUAAUCUAUUCUUAUAUACUUUAAUCUUCUAGUACAAUCCAGUAACAUAAGAAUAUAGUAUUGUGCCAGUUUUAUUAAUGCCUUUUAAAUGCUGCAUAUACACUGCUGGGUUUAAUUACACUUUAACCAUUUGGACUUUAAAAAAAGGCCACUGUCAACCUGCCAAUGACAUUUCAGAGUCAUCUGAGCUGCUCAUGUCUUCAGCGGUAGGGAAGACACUUGAGUUUCAUCCUUCUCUACUAUUCUAACAUAAUCAGACACCCAUAGUGUCUUUUAAAUAAUCUGACUAAAGGCAUUACGUGCUCCAUUCAGAGUGCAGCUGUACACUACUUGUGAUCCCAGUCAGACUUCAUUCUUUCUACUAAAGCACAUGUUCAUUCAGCAAGUACUGUUAUGGGCCACACCUGUAGUGUUAUUAUGGAUUGUACCUCUUGCAGAUAGUGCAAUGUAAAU
This is a messenger RNA of Monopterus albus (swamp eel), 6535 nucleotides long. It is a transcript of the gene fgd5a, whose product is annotated as FYVE, RhoGEF and PH domain containing 5a. The coding region runs from base 529 to 5037 and encodes 1502 amino acids. NCBI's taxonomy places the organism in Eukaryota, Metazoa, Chordata, Actinopteri, Synbranchiformes, Synbranchidae. Gene Ontology annotation, cellular component: cytoplasm. Gene Ontology annotation, molecular function: guanyl-nucleotide exchange factor activity; metal ion binding. The transcript has 22 exons. The record is from RefSeq and is a predicted model, not a curated record.